Messenger RNA from Mobula hypostoma (lesser devil ray), 569 nucleotides. It is a transcript of the gene ndufb11, whose product is annotated as NADH:ubiquinone oxidoreductase subunit B11. The transcript is spliced from 3 exons. NCBI's taxonomy places the organism in Eukaryota, Metazoa, Chordata, Chondrichthyes, Myliobatiformes, Myliobatidae. The record is from RefSeq and is a predicted model, not a curated record. Bases 38 to 508 code for a protein of 156 amino acids.
AUUGAGGGCGUGACGAAAAGCGGCGCGUCAGGGCAAGAUGGCGGCGCGGAGUGUUGCUCUGUUGAGGUGGCUGGGGAGCUGCUAUUGCAGGACUGGGGCUGGGGCUGGGGUGCAGGCCUUGGUUCCCCGCCGGGCCCUCGGACACUCUCCUCGCGAUGAGGCUACAUCCUCCAUCGUAGUCCAGGAGCCCGUCCUUGGUGUCGGGCAUGGAGACGCUCCGCAUCGCGAGGUGAACCUGUUUGAUAAGAACCCGGAGUACCACGGCUUCAGCGCGGACCCUGUGGUGGACGUGUGGAACAUGAGGCUCGUGUUCUUCUGCGGCGUCUCCGUGGCCAUCGUUAUAGGCUCUGCCUUCGUCCACUACUUGCCGGACCGAGGGAUGCGGCAGUGGGCCAGGAGGGAGGCAGAACGACAGCUGAAGCAAAGAGAAGCCGAGGGGCUCCCAGCCAUUAGCAUGAACUACUUCAACCCGGACAAGAUCAUCCUCCCUCCCGAGGGCGAGGAGUGAGGGGAGGGCCAGUCCUGUCCUUUGACCGAGCGUGUCACUGCUGAUAAUAAAGUAUUGAAUU